Messenger RNA from Amoebophrya sp. A25, 1321 nucleotides. The record is from the annotation of a GenBank genome assembly. NCBI's taxonomy places the organism in Eukaryota, Dinophyceae, Syndiniales, Amoebophryaceae.
CCUCUUCCACUCUACGCCUACACUGGUCAUAGCAACGGAACAUGCCAGAGGAUAAAGCUUUGUGCUUCAGCAGCUGGGUUUGCUGCACCAGUCAAGUCUUGGCUCGCACAUGAAAUGACACCUCAAGGCGAUGGAGUGACAGCGAGUUGUAGUCGGAGUUUUAGGAGGACUACAGCAAGGGGUAAUAUUAGAUCCCCAAGAGGAACAAGACGAACAAAGAGGUCGAAAAAUGAAAACAACCAUGAAGGAGCAAAUGAAGUAGCGCUUGUCGUAACUGGAGGGGGAUGUGGAGGGAUUAGGGUUUGGGAACUUUUUGACCAUACAAUAAGGAAGAAGCCGCGUCUUCUUCUCGAUUCACCAGAUGCGCACCGAGGUCAAGUUACUGCGGUGGAUGUAGCUUGUUGUAGGAACGCUAGCACUGAUUAUGUAGGACAUCGAGGAAGUCGAUGUCGAAAUCAUGAAGAAGAUCUAGAUUUGCUGCUGCUUUCUGGCGGUGUAGACUCAGUGGUGCAGUUGUUUCGAAGCACCGUUACGCCCAGCUGCAGCUCUGCCUCUAGUGCCUGUAUUCACCAAAUAGAGGGCAUGCCAGUAAACGCCUCCACUUCCGGACCACGAUUGCCAGUUCGAGGAGUAACAUUGGACCAGAAUUUAGCGAAUCAUAGAGCCGCGUCUGUAGAUGCUAAAUUCCUACGUAUCUGGGAUUUACAUCGUAUGCGACAGGGCACUUCAUUCGCCUCGCCAAGGCCUGUCUUUCAUGCAAAGCCAGUGUUUGAAGGGCUACAAGCAAUGGAACCUGUAAGCGAUUCUUCUGUUAUAGUUGCCAGCCAAGACGUAGACGUAUCAUUCUCGUCUCAUUCAGCAUCAUCUUGUGCCGCAAGUAUCACUUCUAGUCGUGCUGCUGUUGAGGAGGACAAGGAGAAAGAGCAGCCGAAAAAUAGUUUUUGGGUUGCUUCUGCUGAAGAUACAACUGACACAAUUAUCAAGAAAUACAGGCGUAAGCGAAUGCGAACAGAGCAACUGCACUCACAAGUGAUUCCUACGAGUACAACGUCUUCUGCCUCCAGUCCAUUAGUUCUCACAGGUGGCAGUGAAUUUGUGGCGCUCUUUGAUGUCAGGAAUGGUCGAAAUGCAGCACAAACAAUACCCUUGGCUGGACAUGUUGUCAUAAACGUGGCGUUCAAUGGUCCCCAUUACCUUCUAGCACAGACAAGGACAGAUAGACAAUUCUUGUUUGAUAGGAGGAAGUUAUAGUUAUGAAUUUGAUGUUGGAGGCAGAUGAAAAUGGAUAGGCUCAGACGGCACGGCAAAGGAGGGAGGAAAG